GACUGGACCAAGUCAAUGACUGCAAGAGGCUGCCGGGAUUGAAACUGGGCAAGGUCCCAGGGCCCGAGUAGAGCCGGAACGUGCUACGCGGCGAUCCCUGGGCCACGGGGUUUUCAGCGCCCGUGAAGCCAGGCUUGCCAGGCGGGGGCGGCUGGCGGGGCAGGGCUUCUCAGCCCGCCCCAAAUCCAGGUAAGCGCUCGCGACCCGCGCGGGCAGGCAGAACGCGCCUCCGCAGUGCUCGCGAGGUGCAGGGCGCCCCUGGCUCCCGGGCCGUCGGGCCAGGUCGGCUUGGCGCCCAGGGACUGGCCGGACGGGCUGGGCCUUUGGCGGGGGUGGAAGAGGAGGUUGCCGCGCCCUGCCCGGCCCAGGUGUCGUCUCCGGGGGCGGGGUUUGGAGCCCCGCAGCUGGAGAUUCCCGGCCUGACUGGCGGGCGAGCGUCAAGAGACAGAAGCCGCGGAGAGGAGACUAAGCCGGGCGGCGCGGGGAGCGCACUGCGCAGGCAAAGUCGCAGGGCAGCCAACAUGUUCUCCCGAAACCACCGGAGCCGGGUCACCGUGGCCAGGGGCUCCGCCCUGGAGAUGGAGUUCAAACGCGGCCGCUUCCGACUCAGCCUUUUCAGCGACCCGCCCGAGGACACGGAGUUGCAGAGGAAGCUAGACCAUGAGAUCCGGAUGAGGGAAGGGGCCUGUAAGCUGCUGGCAGCCUGCUCCCAGCGAGAGCAGGCUCUGGAGGCCACCAAGAGCCUGCUAGUGUGCAACAGCCGCAUCCUCAGCUACAUGGGCGAGCUGCAGCGGCGCAAGGAGGCGCAGGUGCUGGGGAAGACAGGCCGGCGGCCUUCUGACAGUGGCCCGCCCGCUGAGCGCUCCCCCUGCCGCGGCCGGGUCUGCAUCUCCGACCUCCGGAUUCCACUCAUGUGGAAGGACACAGAAUAUUUCAAGAACAAAGGUGACUUGCACCGCUGGGCUGUGUUCCUGCUACUGCAGCUGGGGGAACACAUCCAGGACACAGAGAUGAUCCUGGUGGACAGGACCCUUACAGACAUCUCCUUUCAGAGCAAUGUGCUCUUCGCUGAGGCGGGGCCAGACUUUGAACUUCGGUUAGAGCUGUAUGGGGCGUGUGUGGAAGAAGAGGGGGCCCUGACUGGCGCCCCCAAGAGGCUUGCCACCAAACUCAGCAGCUCCCUGGGCCGCUCCUCAGGGAGGCGUGUCCGGGCAUCGCUGGACAGUGCUGGGGGUUCAGGGAGCAGUCCCAUCUUGCUUCCCACCCCAGCUGUUGGUGGUCCUCGUUACCACCUCUUGGCUCACACCACACUCACCCUGGCAGCAGUGCAAGAUGGAUUCCGCACACAUGACCUCACCCUUGCCAGUCAUGAGGAGAACCCUGCCUGGCUACCCCUUUAUGGUAGCGUGUGUUGCCGUCUGGCAGCUCAGCCUCUCUGCAUGACUCAGCCUACUGCAAGUGGUACCCUCAGGGUGCAGCAAGCUGGGGAGAUGCAGAACUGGGCACAAGUGCAUGGAGUUCUGAAAGGCACAAACCUCUUCUGUUACCGGCGACCUGAGGAUGCAGACACUGGGGAAGAGCCGCUGCUUACUAUUGCCAUCAACAAGGAGACUCGAGUCCGGGCAGGGGAGCUGGACCAGGCUCUAGGACGGCCCUUCACGCUAAGCAUCAGUAACCAGUAUGGGGAUGAUGAGGUGACACACGCCCUUCAGACAGAAAGUCGGGAAGCCCUGCAGAGCUGGAUGGAGGCUCUGUGGCAGCUUUUCUUUGACAUGAGCCAGUGGAAGCAGUGUUGUGACGAAAUCAUGAAAAUUGAAACUCCUGCUUCCCGGAAACCACUCCAAGCACUGGCAAAGCAGGGGUCCUUAUACCAUGAGAUGGCUAUUGAGCCGCUGGAUGACAUCGCAGCGGUGACAGACAUCCUGACCCAGCGGGAGGGCGCAAGGCUGGAGACACCCCCACCCUGGCUGGCAAUGUUUACAGACCAGCCUACCCUGCCUAACCCUUGCUCGCCUGCCUCAGUGGCCCCAGCCCCAGCCUGGACCCACCCUCUGCCCUGGGGGAGACCCCGAACCUUUUCCCUGGAUGCUGUCCCCCCAGACCACUCCCCGAGGGCUCGCUCGGUUGCCCCCCUCCCACCUCAGCGAUCCCCACGGACCAGAGGCCUCUGCAGUAAAGGCCAACCUCGCACUUGGCUCCAGUCACCAGUGUGAGAAAGAAAGGUGCUGGCAUAGGAUCUGCCCAGAAGAGAAAAUGACCCAAGCACAGUCGGGCUCUGGAUAUGGCGCUGUCUAUAGCAAGCUGGCCAGUCUGGCCUCCUGUUCCUCUGCUGGACCUGGGGUAGGCUGCAGGGGUGGGCAGAAGCCCCUCUUAAAUUGUGGUUGCCAUGGUACUGAGGGACUCAUUCCUGGGGCUGGCUGGGACCUCCCUAAACCCUUCCUGGAAGAAAACUGGAACCAACUCUGCCCUACCUCCCUGCACUAACCAGCUUUGAGGAUGGCACUGAAGAACCCUUGGAGGAAACAUACCUCCCUUGUGACUCCCACAUCAACCAUUAAAGCUAUUUAACAGCA
Molecule: messenger RNA, 2573 nt
Organism: Piliocolobus tephrosceles (Ugandan red Colobus)
Lineage: Eukaryota; Metazoa; Chordata; Mammalia; Primates; Cercopithecidae
Gene: RTKN
Product: rhotekin
Exons: 13
Coding region: 522-2213 (563 amino acids)
Biological process (GO): actomyosin contractile ring assembly; septin ring organization; signal transduction
Cellular component (GO): actomyosin contractile ring
Molecular function (GO): GTPase inhibitor activity
Source: RefSeq, a predicted model, not a curated record